GUAGUAGAAGUGGACAGAAGAGAAAGCUGAGAGCCGCUGAGCUCCUACCAACGCGUCCUGUUUGUGUACACACUGUAGUGUACUAGCUUAUUAAAUAUCAAACUCCUGAAAUAUUACUCGAAGAGGUAUAAAUCAUCCGGAAUGGAUCCAUUUACGGAGAAAUUGCUGCAACGGACGAGGGCUCGCAGAGAAAACCUACAGAAGAAAAUUGCAGAGAGACCAAAUGCAGCAAACAGACAAAUGGUGAAAAGGCCACUGACAGACACCAACAGUGUGAUCACUGAGCCAGUCACUGAUAAAGUUCCACAGACGUCAUCCAAGCCAUCUCCUUCCAAGCGCAAGUGUUCAGAGGAAAACAUCCAGCCUGCAGCUGGUGAGGAGAACAAGGAGCCACUGGUGCCACGGGCUGUGACCCCUGUCCUCCAGGAUCCUCUCACAGACAAGAAACCCCCAGUGAUCCCUGCCAGCAUUAGAUCUACCCCCUCCCUAGAGAAGACCACAACCCAACCUGUGGUCCAGCCUCAGCUAGAGCAGCCAAAAUGUGUAGAGCCAGAGCCUGAGAAGAAGUCUUGGACCACUGCUGCUGAACCCAUGAGCAGCAGAGAAGUGGAGAUGGUGUCUGUCAGUUCAGUGUUGCAGAGUAGCAAGGAGGACAAGGUGCAAGAUUGUGCUCCAUCUGAGACUGGCAUGAGGUCACGUCUACAGAGGCUAGCAAACCAGAGAAAGUGCUGGGAUGGCCCCUCUGAUGCAACUCCAGACUGCACUCCCCUGUCUGUGUUGAGGAGACAAGCUGAUGUCCCAUCAGCGCCUGCCCCCUCCGUGUCUUCGGGAACUCCACUCGGGAGGAAAGGCAGACUGGCCAACCUCGCAGCCACCAUUGGAUCAUGGGAGGAUGACAUGAGCCAUGCUAACAUUCCCAAAGAGAAUCCGCAAAACAAACCUCCUGCAGCCUCUGUUUCCAAGUUUGCCAGUAGAGAUGUCAGUGUGGCUGCUAGCACCAAACCUGCUGACCAUGUAGUGGUCAAAGCCACAACCAGCUCUAAUCAGUCGGUGAACUCUCCAGUAAAGGCUAGUCAAGUGAUUCCCCCCAGCCCUCAGAAGUCUGAUGUACCUGCCGUCACUCCAUCACUUCAGACAAUAGGAAGUCCCCAGAAGAGCUCUAACCAGGAACAGUCUUAUACGUCCAGUCCACAGAAAGCACUCUCAAAACCAGUUUCUCAAAGCCCCCUGAAGAAUCAGGUCCUUUCCAAAGGUCUGGGACUGACCUCCAGUCCUCAAAAGCCAGAAAUCCGUGCCAAGCCUGUAGUUACUCCCUCUUCCAGCCACCAGGAAAAGGCAACUCCUGGAGCCCCUGGUGUAAAGUCUUUCCUGGAGCGCUUUGGGGAGAGAUGCCAGGAGCGUACAAACCUGAGUUCCCCAGCAGGGGGCACUGUCCAAGCCAAGACUCCCACUGUAACUCCAUCAGUCACCCCAAACACUAGACUGGUACAGGAGAAGCUCCGAGCUGCUCAGGAUGCAAAGACAACCACCGCUGAUCUCACCCAAAGACAGAAGCUGGAGCGUGAGUCUGAGCUGGCUCAGAUUCGCAGUCGUUUCCAGAAGGGGAACAACAUGUGGAAAAACAAAGACAGUGAAGCAGAGGCGAAGACAAUCACAGAUGCCAAGGAACCAUCUAAACCAAUUAAUAAACCUGUGGAGAAUGAAGCAGCCCCUUAUCGGUCAUAUGGUGAACCCACUGCCCCCUCAAUGGAGACAGCCAAGACCCCCACCAAGUGUAUUCCUCCAGCAGGUUCCGGGUUGGUGAUCUCCCCCCCAGCCUCAACAUCCAGCCCUCUGAGGUCACAGAAGGUCACAGAGGAGAAAGCAUCUGAUGAAACCUCAGAAAAGGAGGAGGUCAAAGAAGUGGAGAUGAACGUGGACCAGUCCAUCAACUCUGCAGUCAUCAAUGAGCUGUUCGAUGGUGUCCUGGAAGAAAGUGAAGACCAGAAUGAUGAGGAAGAUGAAGACGAGGAGGAAGAUGCUUUGAAUAUCUCUUCCAUGUCCCUUCUCACUCCACUGGCAGAGACUGUGGCUGCUGUGGUGAAGAGCCCAGAGAGGAGAAUGAUGACAUCAACUCCAGCCAGCUCAUUCAUUGUGAAGAACACUCAUGAGAAACCUAGCAGUUAUCAGAAAACAAAUAUGCCACGGACGGCCUCCUCAGACAGUUUGGACACCUUAGACGAGGACCAUAAAUUACCUUAUAGCAUCGACGCCUACAGGUCCACCAGGGUGAAGGAGACCGAGAGGCCCAGUGUGAAGCAGGUGAUUGUGAGAAAAGAGGACGUGGCCCACAGAGCAGAAGAACCCAGAGGCUCCAGUCUCUUCAGCAUCAAACAGAAAAUGAAGAUUUUGACCAAUGAGAUGAACCUGCAGCAGACAGUGAUCCACCAGGCCAGCCAGGCACUCAACUGCUGUACAGAUGAAGAACACGGCAAAGGGUCACAGGUGGAAGCUGAGGCAGAGAGGCUGCUGCUGGUGGCAACGGAGAGGAGGGAGGCGCUGAGGGCUGAGCUGGACCGUCUGAAAGGAGACCCGGCCGGUCCAUCGGGACAGAAAAAAGCCCCUACAGCUCCAGAGCAAAUGGGCAUCUCUGCUUCCAGAGGCUCCAUCACACUGCAGGAAUUACGUCUGCCACUCAAGGCAGACUUUGUUUGCUCUACUGCCAACAAGCCAGAGGCAACCAAACACUCAUUCUUCAUCAUGAUUCGGGCUGGAGCAGAGAAUACUGUGGCCACCCCACUGGCCAGCACACACCGUGGCCUCAGUGGAGACACACUCACCUACCCGACCAGGUUCACCAUAUCUGAUGUCACCAGUGAUUUUGAAAUUGAUAUUGAGGUGUAUUGUCUGGUGCAGAAGCGUGAUAUCUGCAAUGACAAGAAGAAGAAACUCAACAAAACAAAGGCUAUCACUCCAAAGAGAUUCCUUGCAAUUACAAAAAGUGGACAAACACCAGUCGUGGCCAGUCCUGGAGGCCCCAACGCUGUUCGCACCAGUAACUUCGUCCUGGUUGGAUCACACAAACUCUCCCUCUCAUCCAUUGGGAAAAACAAGUUUCAGUUGGGGAAGAUCAAAUAUGAAGGAAGUGAAAGCGAGCUACUCAGUGGCAUGUUUCUCCACAAGGUGCCGUUCUUAUGCCCUCUGGAGGGCCACAUUUACCUCAAGAUGAAGUGUGAGGUUGGAUCCAAGGUGGAGGAGAGGGGCUUCCUGACAAUGUUUGAAGACGUGAGUGGAUUUGGAGCCUGGCAUCGGAGGUGGUGUGUUCUGUCAGGAUACUGCAUCUCCUACUGGACGUAUCCCGAUGAUGAAAAGCGGAAGAAUCCCAUCGGUCGCCUGAACUUGGCCAACUGCACCAGUAGGAAGGUGGAACCGGCCAACAGAGAGUUUUGUGCCCGACCGAACACCUUCGAGCUCAUCACAGUCAGACCACAGAGGGAGGACGACAAAGAGACACUGGUCAGUCAGUGCAAGAACACCAUGUGUGUCACCAAAAACUGGCUGAGUGCCGACACUAAGGACGAGAGGAAUUUGUGGAUGAAGAAACUGAACCAGAUUCUAAUGGAUCUGAGGAUGUGGCAACCAGAUGCCUGCUACCAGCCGCUGUAAAAUCACUGCACUGUCACUGUCUAUAUUAGCAACACAUGCAAUUACUAAGUGCAAUAAAGAAUGAGAGUUGUUUAAUUUUUUUUUUUUUUCUUAUGGAUAUUUUACAGGAGGUAAAUAAUCACUCACAUCACUUAUAGAUGUGAGGAAAAGUAAAUAAAGCCAUAGAGUUGAAACAUUUCAGUAUUAUUUGCAGGCCUGGACACACAUCACCAUCCAUUCAAAGCCUUUUGUUUUAUACAUUUCUGUGCAGGUUUGAUGGUAAUAAUGUUAGGUGUUGUUUAGGUGCCACCAUUUUUAUGUAAAUUCUGAAUUUAAGCGUGUUUGUCACAUAAUGCAUGGCUUUAAAUGAAUAAAAGCUAAAGUGUAGAAAAUGUGAUAAAAUCUGAAUCACAACAGUUACAUUUUUUUUUCACAAGAUGGCACAACACAUUUGAUUUUUUCUGGGGUUUUUUUUUGUUUUUUUUUUUUCAGUUUUUAUUUUAUAUAUUAGCUGUUAUAGCUUAAGGCAGGACUCUCACAUGACUUUUCUUUAUGCCAUGCUCAGCUUUUUGAUACUUUAUUCAAUUGUCAAUGUUUAUUGUUUGUUUGACUUUUUCAAUGUUGAAAAUUAUAGUUUGGCUAUCCAGGGAUAAGGUCUAACACACAGUCCAUGUUGAGUUUGACAGAGAAGAUGGAAUUAAAUGUAUGUCAGAUCAGUUUUGAGCAUAUUUGUGGUACUUCCUCCAGACAAAUGCUCAUCUAAGCACUGUAGAUAAAAGGUUCCAGCAAAUCACCAGUGAGUGCUGAUGUGAAGUGAAAAAGGAUUGAACUGUAAAUAAGUCAAGGAAAAUGCAGGAGAAACAGGAAGUUGGUUUAGAAGGUUUAUUUAUACAAGAGGCCGAUUGUUUUUUAAAAUGUAACAAGUUUUUUCUGAUAUUCAUAUAUAUUUUGCAUUGAAGGCCUCAUGAUCACCAGCUGCGAGUGUGUAACCAGCUUAACAGUGAUGCCCGGAAAUAUGUUUUCACUUGAGAUGAAUGACAAAGCUCUUUGAACUUGUUAAGAUAAAGACAAAUUUACAAAACUCUAAGAUAUAUUGAUGUAUGUGUUGUUUCUACAUCAACAUUUACAUACAUUUGGCACAGUACGUCAGGUAUUUGUGAAACACUGAGACUAAAAUAAAUGCCUGCUUUAAC
Sphaeramia orbicularis (orbiculate cardinalfish) is the source of this 4817-nucleotide messenger RNA. RefSeq names its product anillin, actin binding protein (gene anln). The record is from RefSeq and is a predicted model, not a curated record. Lineage: Eukaryota; Metazoa; Chordata; Actinopteri; Kurtiformes; Apogonidae. The transcript is spliced from 24 exons. Gene Ontology annotation, biological process: mitotic cytokinesis; actomyosin contractile ring assembly; septin ring organization. Gene Ontology annotation, cellular component: actomyosin contractile ring. The coding region runs from base 142 to 3645 and encodes 1167 amino acids.